This is a messenger RNA of Didymosphaeria variabile, 1152 nucleotides long. RefSeq lists its product as uncharacterized. The coding region runs from base 1 to 1152 and encodes 383 amino acids. The transcript has 3 exons. The record is from RefSeq and is a predicted model, not a curated record. NCBI's taxonomy places the organism in Eukaryota, Fungi, Ascomycota, Dothideomycetes, Pleosporales, Didymosphaeriaceae.
AUGCCAAGUACACGAGCAUCAGCGCGCAGUGGCUCCAGCCCGGAAAAGGAAAACGCGGCAGCUGGAUCCAAGAGGAAGGCCGACACCAGCUCGCCCAAGGGCAGCCGCAAAGCUGCGAAGCAGACCACUAUUGAAGAGUCCCUAGCAGGCGACAACACUGAAGAUCCGCCCCGCAACCCUGAUGUGGAUACUGGGAUGAAAGAAACCCCGGCCGAUGAUGGCGACGAGAAGCAGGGUGAAGAGCCAGCGAAGACAAAUACUGAGCCCAAAGAGGAGACAGCGAGAGCCGAAAAGACCAACGAGAAUAACGGUGGCGACGAUACUAAACAGACAACAGCGAAUGAUGACCCGGUGCAGGAAUCUUCCCAGCGCGAGAAGAAAAUUGCGUCGAACAUUCUCGAGAAGGGAAUUGUGUAUUUCUUCACUCGCAAUCGUGUGGGCAUCGAAGACUCCGACAGUGUCGGCCAGGGAGCGCUUCCCGACCUCGAGAACAAUCGCCUCCUGGCGUUGCCGAAGAAGGUCUUUCCCAAGAGUCACAACGACCGCUUCAUGGCAUUCGUCGAGAAGGCGAACACAACCAUACAAGACCUCAAAGAUAACUUCUUCAAGGGUAAUGAGUACGAGACAAAGACCCAGGGUACACGCCGCGUCGAACCAGUCGCCACCGUCGCAGAAGGCGUGUACUUCAUUUCCCGUACGGAAGAUCGUUCAACACAUCUUGUCUACGCCAUUACUAUUCCUUCGGAACUAGGAGAGGUGCAAGAGGACCUUGGCUUGCGAUCCCAAGGCAGCUUCGUCAUAAGUGUCAAGAACCCAGAGCGGCCGGGUCCGGCCUACUCAAAUCUGCCGCAAGGCCCUGAAUUUCCCAAGGAAUUCAUCGAAGAAUUCCGCGGUCUUGCGUGGUCUGAGGUAAAGCCGAAGUAUCUCGAUUACGCCAACACGCAGAUCCUGCUCAUCGGUGAACACACUGAUAAGGCUGUUGAAGCUACCAAGAAGGAUCAGAAGCAUGACAAGAACACUCCCAAAGAAGAGCUCGAGAAGCUGGAGCACGAGGACGAACUGCGCGUUGAGCAUCUACACGGCAACGAUAGUAUCUUCGACGAUCUUGAUAUCAGCCGUAAGGAGUACUCUCAAGUUCCUACAACGUGGUAG